Theobroma umbraticum is the source of this 2882-nucleotide messenger RNA. RefSeq names its product AT-hook motif nuclear-localized protein 27-like. Gene Ontology annotation, biological process: vegetative to reproductive phase transition of meristem. NCBI's taxonomy places the organism in Eukaryota, Viridiplantae, Streptophyta, Magnoliopsida, Malvales, Malvaceae. Gene Ontology annotation, molecular function: DNA-binding transcription factor activity; minor groove of adenine-thymine-rich DNA binding. The record is from RefSeq and is a predicted model, not a curated record. Gene Ontology annotation, cellular component: nucleus.
AACAACCAAAAGCUCCCAAUCUACAAUGUCAAUGGCGACUCUAUUGGGUACAAGUUCAAAUUGGGCGGCCGAAAGAAGCUGUUUGAUACUUUUCCCCACCAACGAAAGAGGCCUUUUGAUUAAACUGAUAGUAGAGGUGAGAGUGGAAUGAGAUGAAAACUGAUUAGCAUGUGCUAGCUGUACAUACGAUGGAAGAUCAGAUAUCUGCUGGGGUCAAAUGGGCUCGCUGCUUAUGUAUGUAGUAAUGUAUGUAUUGUAUUGGUAAUGGUAUUUGCUUUGGAUGCUGCUUUUUGCUCUACGCUUUUCCACCAUAGUUGUUUUUUCUCCUCAAAACUCAUUUCUUUGUCUGCCAUUGCAAAGCUCUCUAAUUUAGACAUUGAAGCGCGUGGAGGAAUCUCGUGUUUCUUUCUUCUCUUCUCUUGUCUUGAAAGCUUUUAGCUCAACAACUUUUAACAGUGCGAGCUAAAUACCUGAGAAUUGAUUUCAAUGAUAAGUGUCUCCUGGCUCGUCUCCUCUUCUCUUCUCUUCGUUUUCUAAAGUAGUUUCUAAAGUCGUCGUAGCUGAUCUCUGUGUCUUGUAGGUUCCUUUCUUUCGGAAGCCAAAUUUCCUCUUUUCUGGAUAAUAUUUUAAGGCAAAAACCAAUUCUUAAUUUGUUUAAGAGAUCAACUUUCCUACAGAGGAGUAAAAAAUUGUAAGCUUGGAUAUAGUAGUAGGAGAUGAAGUUGUGAUGUUUCUUUUGGGGUACUCAGCUGAUAAAAUUUACUACCCACUAGAAGGAGCUCUUGCAGAAGCCAGCAGGUGAAGAAAUUGGAGAGCUUAAUUUGACUUGAGGGGUUCUCUCGGGGUCUCGAGUUUACGCAAUUGCGGUGUCUUCUUUUGUUGUUUAGUACAGGAAGGCGUGCAGAGAAGCAUUCAAAUUAAGGUAGUCUGGUCUGGUCGAUAUUCGAUAAUCUGCAGUAACUGCUCACUUCCCCAAUUAGCUCCUGGAUUUCGGAUUCUUGACUUCGGAUCUACACAGUUCUUGAAAGUUGAAUUUUCUCAAACUUAACCGGCGAAAUAAAGAUUUUUACUCUUUCCUACUUCUUUUACAAAGGUGAAAGAUCGAAGAUUUCUUUUUUUGAGCAAAUUAAGUUAAACGAGGAGAGCUAGCUGCUUAAUUAUAUAUAUUGGUUCAGUUGUGUGGUACUCGCUUGAGAAAUUAUCAUAAGGAUCAACGGGCAGGCAGCUACGGAGCCACAGCAAAACAGAAAGCUGGCAAAUAAGUGGUGGGAGAGAUUAGAUGUGGUUGCGAUGGCGGGGUAUGAAGCAGCAGGCCCAGGCUCCCGCUAUGGCCAGCAACUCUUUAGACCAGAACUGCAUCUCCAAAUACCAUCUCUAACCCCACCCUCUGAUGAUUCCAGAGACUCACAAGACAAGGAUCCAAAUAAGCCGGAUUUGUCUGAUGCUGCGGCCGCUACCAGCUCUGGAGGCCCCACACGCCGCCCCCGCGGCCGCCCUGCUGGCUCCAAAAACAAACCCAAACCUCCUAUCAUAGUAACUAGAGACUCCCCUAAUGCCCUUCGAUCCCAUGUUCUGGAAAUCUCGUCUGGCGCCGACAUCAUGGACAGCGUCUCCAAUUAUGCUAGAAGAAGAGGAAGAGGAAUCUGCGUUCUCAGCGGAUGUGGGACAGUUGCUAAUGUUAGUUUGCGACAACCUGCUUCUCCUCCAGCAAGUGUACUCACUUUACAUGGUAGGUUUGAGAUACUUUCGCUCUCUGGGAAAGUGCUCCCUCCUCCGGCGCCUCCUGGUAUCGGCGGACUAUCAAUCUUUUUGUCAGGUGGACAAGGACAGGUGGUUGGGGGCAGCGUGGUAGGCCCGCUUGUGGCUUCAGGUCCUGUUGUUUUGAUGGCUGCAUCAUUUGCCAAUGCAGUGUUUGAGAGGUUACCUCCAGAUGAGGAGGAGGAGGGGACGGUGCAGGUUCAGCCCACGGCGUCUCAGUCUUCAGGAGUGACUGGAAGUGGACAGCUCCCUGAUGGCGGAGGAACCAGCAGUGCUGCUGCUAGUGGUACUGCCGGAUCCCUUUUCAUCAUGGGAGGGAGUGGGGCGAAUUACCCUUUUUCAGGUGACUUGUUUGGGUGGGGUAGUGGAACAACUGCUAGGCCUCCAUUCUAGCUAGCUUGGUGAUUACCGAUUUAAAGCCAAGGCUUGGGGUAUUGAGAGAUUUUGAAUGCUAUUUCCCCCUCACUCUCAAGAGAUUUUCUUUUAUUCUAUGCUUUCUUUGAAUAAUUUACGAGGAGGAGAUGAUGACAGGAAGAGAUGUAAAGAGUUGGCAGCUACAACAAUUGUCCUGAUCAUAUAUAUGAACACUUAUAUAUAUACAUAUAUACAUAUAUACAGGGAGAGAGAGAGGCAGAAGGAAAAGACAAAGUUAGUCCUCUCAUCAAUCAUUAGCACUAAAUUGAUCAGAAGUGGACAUGAAAGGGGUUCAAACUGUGAUGCAUGCUUGGGGCUUUGUUGAAACUGAUGAACACCAAACCCAGCUUGGAGCAAUAGAGCCAUCGAUCUUGAGGUCAGUGGGCUCAAAAACCAUAUAUUCGGGCUCCUGCCCUUUUUUCUUUUCCAUAUUUUCCCUUCUGUUCCCUCUUACAUACAUAUAUAACAUGGUUUUAUUUACCCAUGAUUAAUUGAUUUCUAAUGCUGCCAAUGCCAUGGGGAGUGAGAUGCUGUGGGAUUCUAGAGAACUGUAAUAUUAAUUUGUGUUACUAUAUUUUAUGCAGCACUUUAUCUUGUGUUUGGAGCUUGUGAUUUCUUAAUUAAUUACCAGAACUAUAUGUAUGUACAGGUGACGAUCAAUCCUUCAUGCCGAUCUAAUUAUAUAAAUUAUUAAAUACCUAAUUAUUUUA